AGCCAGAGCUCGGAGCUGGUGCUCCAUGAGCAGCUCCAUGAUGGGGAGAAGCCCCACACGUGCAAGGAGUGUGGGAAGAACUUCAGGUGGAACAGCGACCUGAUUGUGCACCAGAGGACCCACACUGGGGAGAAGCCCUACGAGUGUGGGGAGUGUGGGAAGAGCUUCAGAGAGAGCUCCAGCCUGAUCAAGCACCAGAGGAUCCCCACUGGAGAACGGCCCUUCGAGUGCGGGGAGUGUGGACAGAGCUUCAGCCAGCGCUCCCACCUGAUCUCGCACCAGAGGACCCACACUGGGGAGAGGCCCUAUGAGUGUUCCAAGUAUGGGAAGGGGUUUCAGACCAGCUCCCAUCUCGUCCGGCACUAUCAGAGUCACACAGAGGAGAGGCCCUUCCAAUGCCCCAACUGUGGGAAGGGAUUCAGGUGGAACUCCCACCUCGUCAGGCACAGGCACAUCCACACCGCGGAGAGGCCCUACGAGUGUGAUAAAUGCAGGAAGAGGUUUCAGACCAGCCCCAAUCUCCUCCAGCACUAUCGGAUUCACACAGAGGAGAGGCCCUUCCGCUGCCCCGAGUGCGGGAAGGGAUUCAGGCAGAACUCCCACCUCGUCAGGCACCGGCGCAUCCACACCGGGGAGAGGCCCUGCGAGUGUCCCCAGUGCGGCCGGAGAUGGAGCCAGAGCUCGGAGCUGGUGCUCCAUGAGCAGCUCCAUGAUGGGGAGAAGCCUCACAUGUGCGUGGAGUGUGGGAAGAGCUUCAGGCGGAACUGCGACCUGAUCCUGCACCAGAGGAUCCACACUGGGGAACGGCCCUACGAGUGUGAUCAGUGCAGGAAGAGGUUUCAGACCAGCUGUGAUCUCCUCAAGCACCGACGCAUCCAUACUGGGGAGAGGCCCCACGAGUGUGAGGAAUGUGGGAAGAGCUUCAACCAGAGCUCCAACCUGAUCAGGCACCAGAGGACCCACACUGGGGAGCGGCCCCAUCAGUGUGGGGAGUGUGGGAUGAGCUUCAGGGAGAGCUCCACCCUGGUCCAGCACUGGCACAUCCACACAGGGGAACGGCCCUACGAAUGUGGGGAAUGUGGGAAGAGCUUCUCACAGAGCUCCCACCUGAUCCGCCACCAAAAGAUCCACACUGGGGAGAGGCUCUAUGAGUGUGAUAAAUGCAGAAAGAGGUUUCUGACCAGCUCCCAUCUCCUCCAGCACUAUCAGCUCCGUUUGCAGCAGCGCCUGCGGUUCCUGAGCGCCGCCACCAGGGGGCGCCGAGCGGCGCUGGGAGCGCUGCGGGAGCAGGGCUCGCUGCUGUCCCAGGCAGCCAUCUUGCGUCAGCAGCUCCACCAGGGGGCGCUGUGCCUGCGCCCGGGGGCGGGGCCUGCCCUGAAGGCGGAGCCAGAGUCACUGGCCCCACCCCCCCUCGCUGUGGACGUGGCCGAGCUGCUGCCCCGGCUGCGAUUGUGCUGGAGAGCCGCCGCCCAUGCCCUGCAGCCCACGCCCACCCCCGAGGAGGCCCCACCCACCCCUGAAGAGGUCCCGCCCACUGUUUUGAAGGGGGAGGAGUGA
This is a messenger RNA of Melospiza melodia melodia, 1557 nucleotides long. Its product is annotated as zinc finger protein OZF-like. Gene Ontology annotation, molecular function: DNA-binding transcription repressor activity, RNA polymerase II-specific; RNA polymerase II cis-regulatory region sequence-specific DNA binding. The transcript has 6 exons. The annotation marks the transcript as partial. NCBI's taxonomy places the organism in Eukaryota, Metazoa, Chordata, Aves, Passeriformes, Passerellidae. Gene Ontology annotation, cellular component: nucleoplasm. Gene Ontology annotation, biological process: regulation of transcription by RNA polymerase II. The record is from RefSeq and is a predicted model, not a curated record.